Molecule: messenger RNA, 2640 nt
Organism: Rhizoctonia solani
Lineage: Eukaryota; Fungi; Basidiomycota; Agaricomycetes; Cantharellales; Ceratobasidiaceae
Product: dipeptidyl aminopeptidase
Exons: 14
Coding region: 1-2640 (879 amino acids)
Biological process (GO): proteolysis
Molecular function (GO): serine-type endopeptidase activity; dipeptidyl-peptidase activity
Source: RefSeq, a predicted model, not a curated record
AUGGCUGUGUUGGCAGCUUUGGAGCUACACCGCGCGGGACAAGCUUCAAACCACCACCGAGAUGCUGAGCCACCUGAGAUAUCCGACGUUUUGACCGACCCUCAAGCACCGCCCAUUUAUUAUGGAGAGGGUCGUUUUUCGCCACCAAGCUCAAUCAGCGAUGAUGAAUAUACGGACCGGGAAAAGCUCCUCGAUCCGAGUCGUGUUGAACGUGGCAGCCUUGAUGACGGAGAUAUGGAUCGCGUUAAUGUAAUGCGCGAACCUGGUGGGCUAUCUCUGGGUAGGAAGCGCAUGUCUCCCCUUCGUUGCUUAGUACUAUCUCUUGGUUCACUCGUUUUAUUGGCGGUUCUGCUUGGAUUUUUGGCGGCACGAACUUAUAACCAAACUUCAUAUCGCUACCGCGCGCCUGGAAAUAAACACAUUACUAUGGAUCAUGUAUUUAAUGGAACAUUCGCUGCUGAUAAACGCAGCUUGGCCUGGGUUAGUGAGGCUGGAGACGGUAUCUACUCUAUUGAAGAGGAGGGGUCAAUUAAACUUGUGGAUCUAAGUACUCAGACGAAUCGGACGCUCGUCAAAAGGAGUGAUGUGAAAGAUGAACAUGGUAACCAAUUGGUGUUUAGCUCCUGGUCCCUCUCAGCCGAUGCUUCCCACGUUCUCCUCAAAACCGAUUAUCUCAAACAAUACCGGCAUUCAUCCUUUGGAAACUUUUAUCUUCAUCGCCUUUCGGAUGGACGCACAUUUCCUCUCGUUCCUCCAAGUAACCCCCCUCGUGUGGUGCAUGCCGCGUGGUCGCCCACUGGUCGAAGCAUUGCUUGGGUAAUGGGAAAUGAUAUAUAUGUCGUAAAAGAUCCUAGCCCCGAUGUCACACCUCUCCGCCUUACCUACUCUGGGAAUGCAACCUUGUUCCACGGAGUACCUGAUUGGGUAUACGAAGAAGAGGUUCUCUCGUCUGCUUCAGCUCUUUGGUGGUCUCCUACAUCCUCGCAUAUCGCCUAUCUUUCUCUCGAUGAAACCAACGUCCUCGAGUACGUGGUACCAGUAUACAACCCAACUGGCGACGCAUCCAGUGUUAUUCCUUACGGUGGGGACCCUAUCAAGAUCAAGUAUCCCAAGCCUGGUUACGGUAAUCCCCUCGUGCAGGUUGCAGUUUGCGAUUUGACGGCAAUUCCUACCAACCUGACCACCGACGCUGUUUCUAAAAUCGUCCAAGGAACUGUUAAAAACGCGACAACCAUACUGUCGUGGGACAAACAACUGAAACCGGAGGACCAGAUUGUCAGCGAAGUUGCAUGGGUCGGAAACGAAACUCUCAUUGUCCGGGAAGUCGGUCGCGAAGCCCGGGAAGGCCAUGUAGUCUUAUUCGAUGUGGGCAAGACUGGAAAAGUUGCCAAAGGAAAGAUCGUGCGAGUCAAGGGUGAAAAAGGCGAAGAGGGAGACAAAGGCUGGAUUGAAUCAGAGCAAAACAUUGUCCCACUCAAGCAAACCCCUGGCUACCUGGAUAUUCUACCCACUCCCAAAGGUUAUAACCAUAUAGCCCUUUUUAGCCCUCCUGAUUCCUCUGAUCCUAUAUGGCUCACUAGCGGUGAAUGGGAAGUUACUGGGAGCGUUCUCGCUGUGGACGAGACUCACGGGCUUAUAUAUUUCCAAGCAGCCAAACACUCAAUCGCUCGUGGUGUUUACUCGGUCUCCCUUCCGUCGGCGAAAGUUCUUAACUCCCGAGCACCUGUACCCAAACCGGCCGAGCCUGUUGCUCUAACAGACGAUUCGACAUUGGCUUGGUACUCCGCAUCGUUCUCCCCGCAAGGUGGUUAUUACGUCCUUAACUAUGAUGGGCCAGCAGUGCCCUGGCAGAAGGUCAUAGGAGUAGAAACCAAAGGCCAGAAAGAGUCCGUGAACUACGUGCUUACGGACAACGAUGAACUAAACAAGACAUCAGCGGCUUUCCAAAUGCCUUUCAUUACUCGUUCAACGAUAGAGAGCGACGGGUACGAGCUCAACUUUAUGGAAAUUCGGCCGCCCAAUAUGGAUGAGACUGGACGCAAGAAGUACCCGGUGCUUUUCCGAGUAUACGGCGGACCUGGGUCACAGAUGGUACACAGCCGAUUUGAUCGUGAUUGGCACCACUAUCUCGCUUGCUCACUUCAGUACAUUAUUGUCGUUGUUGAUGGGCGUGGUACUGGGUUCAAAGGCAGGAAGCUCAGGAACCCUAUUCGCGGUAACUUGGGAUACUGGGAAGUCGUGGAUCAAAUCAACGCGGCUAGGAUAUGGGCUUCGAAGCAGUACGUCGAUUCCAAGAGAAUUGGUAUCUGGGGCUGGUCGUAUGGCGGGUUUAUGACUUCCAAGGUCUUGGAGGCUGAUGCUGGAGUUCAUACCCUUGGUAUGGCCGUAGCUCCUGUUACUUCCUGGCGCCUCUAUGACUCGGUCUAUACGGAGCGAUACAUGGGUCUUCCUGAUAACAACCCAGAAGGAUAUGUCAAUGCUAGUAUCACCAAAGUUGAUGGAUUCCGCCACGCGAACUACCUACUGGCUCAUGGAAGUGGCGACGAUAAUGUUCACUUCGCCAACUCGGCCCAUCUCCUGGACAUGCUGACUCAGGCAAAGGUUCGCGGGUUUAGAUUUAGAAUGUUCACCGAUAGGUAG